Messenger RNA from Klebsormidium nitens, 3294 nucleotides. The record is from the annotation of a GenBank genome assembly. NCBI's taxonomy places the organism in Eukaryota, Viridiplantae, Streptophyta, Klebsormidiophyceae, Klebsormidiales, Klebsormidiaceae.
AUGGAGGGCCCACUGGGCCCUGAUGUCGGCAUAGCGAGCCUGGUGUCGCUCCCUGCGGACUUUGAGACGCUGCACUUCUUCUAUGGAAACGAGGAGACGGGGGGCCGCCCGGUUGGGCCGUGCUCGUGGGAGGUACUGCGUGGGUUGUGGGCCAAAGGGGACAUCUCGCUGGAGACGCUCAUCUGGUGCAAAGGGAUGAAGCGGCAAGAAGCCAUCAGUGCUGUGGAAGAUCUGCCAGCCUUGCUGGCGGCCGCUGAGUCGGAGCCUGCACACAUGGACAAGCAUGACAGCAGGCAAGAAUCUGAUGGCGAGGUGGCCCAAGCAGCGCAAGAGAAUCAACCAGAAGCAGGCGGCCAGUUAAAGCUGCAAUUUGAAAAGGAACGACAGACAGCCACGCCCAAAAUGUCUGCACCACCUCCCGGCAAGAUCCUCCACGCUGGAAGCCUGGGGGGCAGCGAGAGCCGGCUGCUGCGCGAGGGGCGGCGGAGCCACGCCCUGCCAACCGGGAGCUCAACCAACCUGGCUGCACUCGAGGAGAACCAGCAGGCAGCUGCUGAGGGGGCCAGUGCAGGGUCCAGGUCGGAGCGGCUGGAAUCGCUUGAAACCGAGGUUGCUGAGAUGAAGAGGCUGCUGCGUAGGAGUAGCGUAGAGAGCAAUGGCAGCGCAAAGAAAGCUCCUAGCAGCGGAAGGCAGAGUCUGCCUGGUCAGGAAGGCUGCCAAGAAGAGCAAGGGCAGACGGGGGCCUCAACGGGAGCACUGGAAGCGGCAGCUCUACCCCCUGCUCCGUCCAACAAGAUCAAGCGGCGGGCCAAAAAGUCGAUCGAGCUGGGCAGGGGGGUCGUCCACGCGGGCUCAGUAGGGGGCGAGGAAGGGGUUGAGACUAGAGCACUGUAUGCCGGCAGCCUGGGGGGCCAGCUUCCGGACGCUGGCCAAACAGGAGCCAUAGUCGUCGCAGUUGAGGAGCCAAUCACAGGGGGGGAGGAAAGCCAGCCUACCGACAUUACUGAGGAAAUGGUGCCGCCAGCUAGGAGCCAGAGGUCAAAACGGGCCAAAGGGGAGAAACCGAAAAGGAAGAAGAGGGCGGGCACUGCCAAAAUGGACGGAGGUUUUGAGGUGAAUCCGCUGGAAGCACAGGGCGUUGCUAUGGUGGACGUGGAGGGUCCUGCCUUGGAGACACAGGUGCCAAUGGCGAAGAGAACGAGCAGCAGGCGAAGCUCUGUGGAGGGGCAGCUGUCAAAGCGAUCGUCCCAGAGCAGCGUCACCGCGCCUGAGUACGGCGCUCUUGAGGACGGGGCCCCACCUAGAGAACAGGAUGACGCAAAGGCGGAAGAAAACGGAGCAGAGGAGGACAAGAGCCUUGACUUGGACGAGGUCCUGGAGUUGGGAGAUAAUGAAGGGGCAGUCAGAAGAAUGAGCCGGGCAAGUGAUGGUGGAGAGGAAGAGCCGGCUGUGGUAGAAGGCAGUUUCUCUCCAGAUGGCACCCUGGAGGUGAAGGCUGCUGGGAGAAGCGGUGCGGGCGGCAGAUCCAGUUCAGUGAGCAACGAGGUGGAGCUAGUGGGGGGGCCGCUCAGCAGGAAAAGCAGCACCGGCAGCGUGGGCCAGGGGGCCCCCUUGACGAGCAGGGAGUCGAUUGGGGAUGGCAGAGCAAGCGUGGUGGCUGGUGGAACGAAAAAGGCACAAGGCGUGUUCACAAGGGCCCGCCAGAGCAGUAUGGAUGCCGAGGAGCGGAGCGGACGGGCGAGUCGUCGAGGGUCGACGUACUCGGAGCUGGCGGGCAGACGGAAAGGCCGGAAAUACAUCCUGGACUCGGCGUCGGAGGACUCGUCCGAUGCAGAGAGCGUGAACCAAGAGGCGCCGCAUGGCAUGGGGGGGCUCAAGGGCGACAAGAACGCCGGUGAAAGUGGUACCACCACCCCCUCGGAGCAGAGCCGCAAUUCAGAGGCGAAUGCGUUGGCAGCCAAACAGUUGCAAGAGGAAAGAGCGGGGCAAAAACAGGCGCCAGGACAGGAUGACGUCAGCGACGAGGAGGAAUCUGACGCCGAGCAGAGCCCGUCGGCGCGUGUGCCCGCUCCGCUGCCGUUCCUGGGGACGUACUUCCGGGGCUUGGGCCCGUUUGCCAAGCCCACCAAGGCCGCCAAGGCCUCGCAGACCGUGGGAAGCGGGCUCGCAGAGGCGCCCACCGCCGCGCACUACUCGUCACUGGCGGGGGCGCACAGCGGGCAGCUGCCGGACUCGCCAAAUGCGCUGAGCGCAGAGAACAGCUUCCGGGAGGCGCUCUCCAAGGUGGUCGCGGAGAACGCGGAGCUACGGGGGGGCAAGGAAGAAGAGUGCGAGCAGGGAGAGCAGACGCCGAGCGAGGCUGGCUCCGCAGUGGCCGAGGGAGUGCUGGCAGAGGAGUACCUGGCGGGACUGACCAGGGCGGAGCUGGAGGCCAAGUGCGUGCGGCUCGCCAAAAAGGUGCGUGCGCUGCGGCAGGAGAAGGAGGAGCUGUCGGGGCUGCUGCUGCUGCGCCGCCGCCAGAGUGUGGGCGUGGAGCCCGACCCCCUUUCUGAGCUGGACCGGGUGGCGGCCCUGGUGUCCCUCGCCCAACGCUUUUCUGUGGCGAGAGAGCUCAUCAGCCCCCGCCCGGGCAGUAAAACUGCGGAGAUGAGCAAGGUCCGCGAGUUGGAGGUGCGGCUGGCGCAAUUGGCGGAGCUGCUGGAAGGGGCCGCGCAGGAGCUGCAGGCCGCGGAGCAAAAGCAGACCAAGGUGGCCGGCGGCAUCGCCGCUUCGCCGCAGGCUGACAGCGGGUUGGGCAGCCAGAGCCGCCGCAGAUCCAGCCACGAGCCCCGGCUCGCCAUCGCCAAAGCGGAGGGGCUGCUUCACGUGGGCACGACGAGGGAGGACAGCAUCGACGCCCCUUCGUCUAGUGGCACGCCGAGCGCCCCCCCGGCAGAGAAACGCACCCUGUCCCCGGCCCAGCUGGCGGACCUACUGGCGUACAAGAGCCUAAGCCCCAGGACGGCACCCCGGGAGGAUACGGAGCGGCCCCUGCUGCGCAGCAUGUCGGCGGAGAUGCGGCAGCGCGCGCAGGCCAAGAAGAUGGACCACCUGGUGCGCGCGCUGCACGACGCGUACCGGGCGCAGACCGGGAGGAAGCUGCCGCUCGUCAAGGUGGAGGGCGGCGUGUACCGGCUGGCGGGGCGCAAGGUGCACCUGGCGGUGGCCAACGAGCGGCUGUGCCUCAAAGCUGGCGGCGGCCUGCAGGACUUCGCCGACUACCUGGGCCGCACCACCAUCAGGACCGCGCCUUGA